Notechis scutatus (mainland tiger snake) is the source of this 2908-nucleotide messenger RNA. RefSeq names its product lysyl oxidase like 3 (gene LOXL3). Gene Ontology annotation, molecular function: copper ion binding; protein-lysine 6-oxidase activity. Gene Ontology annotation, cellular component: membrane. The record is from RefSeq and is a predicted model, not a curated record. Gene Ontology annotation, biological process: inflammatory response; collagen fibril organization; peptidyl-lysine oxidation. Lineage: Eukaryota; Metazoa; Chordata; Lepidosauria; Squamata; Elapidae.
UCACUGGACGCCCCCGGCCAGGCCCCCGUCAGGACGGGGCGGGGUGAUGAAGAGGCCAGCCGGGGCGGCCCUUGUCUCGGCCUGCCAGCGGCGGACGGAGCGGUUGGACGGAGCAGGCCCUGACCCGAGGAAGAUGCAUGUUGUUCAGCGGCCGCUCCUGGGCUUCCUGUGUGGCCCCUGGCUGUUGGUGAGUCUGGCCCUGCCGCCCAGCCGAGCCCCCACCAGGCAGAGUCCACCAUCGCCCAACCUUCACUUCCGACUGGCCGGCUAUCCCCGUAAGCACAACGAAGGCCGCGUCGAGGUUUUCUACGACCAGGAAUGGGGCACCAUCUGUGACGACGACUUCACGCUGGCCAACGCCCACAUCCUCUGCCGGCAUUUGGGGUUUGUGGCUGCCACAGGCUGGACUCACAGUGCGAAAUAUGGCAAAGGAGUUGGGCGCAUCUGGCUGGACAAUGUGAGCUGCAGUGGCCAUGAGAAGAGCAUCACAGAGUGCCAGUCGCGGGGCUGGGGCAACAGUGACUGCUCCCACGAGGAGGACGCGGGUGUUGUCUGCAAGGACGAGCGCAUCGCCGGCUUCACUGACUCCAAUAUGAUUGAGGCAGAGCAGAACCAGGUGGAAGAGGUACGCCUGCGCCCAGUGGUGUCUCAGGCCAAGCGCCCUCUGCCCGUCACGGAGGGCAUUGUGGAAGUCCGCCACAAGAGCAGCUGGGCCCAGAUCUGCGACGAGAACUGGGGAAGCCAGGAAAGCCGCGUGGUUUGCGGGAUGCUGGGCUUCCCAGCCGAGAGGAAGGCGAACCGCAACUUCUACAAGCUGUACCUGCAGCGCCAGCAGCACCAGUUCCGCCUGCGCUCGGUCGCUUGUGCUGGGGACGAGAUGCACCUUUCCACCUGCUCCUUUGAGUUCUACAAGGGCAACGUCACGGGGGCUUGCAGAGGCGGCAUGCCAGCCGUGGUGAGUUGUGUGCCAGGCCCCCUCUUUGCUGGAGGAAACGCUCAGAAAAAGAGGCGGGGGCAGCAGCCGCAGCGACAGCAGCGGGUCCGGCUGAAAGGGGGGGCCAAGAUUGGCGAGGGCCGGGUGGAGGUGCUCAAGAACGGCGAGUGGGGCACCGUCUGUGACAACCGCUGGAACCUGCUGUCAGCCAGCGUGGUCUGCCGUGAGCUGGGCUUUGGCAGCGCCAAGGAAGCCCUGACAGGAGCACGCAUGGGCCAAGGGAUGGGCCAGAUCCACCUGAGCGAGGUCCAGUGCCUGGGCUCAGAAAAGUCUCUCUGGAGCUGCCCACACAAGAACAUCACCCAGCAGGACUGCAAGCACUCGGAGGAUGCGGGCGUCCGCUGCAAUGUGCCUUACAUGGCCCACGAGACCACGAUCCGCCUGAGUGGGGGCCGGAGCCGUUUUGAGGGGCGAGUCGAAGUAGCCUUGGCAGCCAGGGGCAACCGUGCCCGCCAGUGGGGACUGAUCUGCGGAGAAGGCUGGGGGACCCUGGAAGCGAUGGUGGCCUGCCGCCAGCUGGGCCUGGGCUUCGCCAACCACGGCUUGCAAGAAACCUGGUACUGGGACGGCAGCAACGUGACCGAAAUGGUGCUGAGCGGGGUGAGGUGUGCCGGGCAUGAGAUGACACUGAGCCACUGCCAGCACGACAGCAGAGUUUCCUGCCGGAAGACGGGGACCCGCUUUGCUGCCGGCGUCAUCUGCUCCGAGACUGCCUCAGAUCUGCUGCUCCAUGCGGCACUGGUGCAAGAGACGGCGUACAUCGAAGACCGCCCUCUGCACAUGCUCUACUGCGCAGCGGAAGAGAACUGCCUGUCCAGCACUGCCCGCAGCGCCAACUGGCCUUACGGACACCGCCGGCUGCUGCGCUUCUCUUCCCAGAUCCACAACAACGGCCGGGCCGACUUUCGGCCCAAGGCAGGACGCCACUCCUGGGUCUGGCACGAGUGCCACGGGCACUACCACAGCAUGGACGUCUUCACGCACUACGACCUCCUGACACUCAACGGGACCAGGGUGGCCGAAGGGCACAAAGCCAGCUUCUGCCUGGAGGACACAGAAUGCGAAGAAGAGGUAGGCAAACGCUACGAAUGUGCCAACUUUGGGGAGCAGGGCAUCACGGUGGGCUGCUGGGACCUGUACAGGCACGAUAUUGACUGCCAAUGGAUCGACAUAACAGAUGUCAAACCUGGGAACUACAUCCUGCAGGUGGUGAUCAACCCCAGGAACGAAGUGGCAGAGAGCGAUUUCACCAACAACGCCAUGAAAUGCAGCUGCAAGUAUGACGGACACCGGAUCUGGGUGCAUCGCUGCCACAUAGGUGACGCCCUGAGCAACGAGGCCGACGGGACCUCCGAACAAUACCCUGGACAGAGCAACAACCAGGUUGUAUAGGUGGCAGCUGCCUCCUCCUCCUGGGCACAAGGCGGGCAGGCGCCACCAGUGGCACAGCAGCGGGCAAGAGGGCUCGAUACCUCCGUUUCCCCCCCCCCCCCCCGACAAUUCAGCAGUUGUCUUGCCAUGAGGCGGGAGUGACUCCUCCUGGGCAGCUGCAAGGUGCUACCCGUCCCAACGGCUCAGCCCGACCAGACUUCUGCUCCACGGCUCUCCCUCCCUGGCAUUCUUCCCAGACGACAGUUCCUUCUCCGACCACAAGAGGCGCUGCAGGCAUCCCAAGACAGCUGCUCCUGCAUCUAAGCUGGGAAGGGGCGGGUUGCUGCUCAGCCACGCCACCUUUCUCUGGGGCUUCAGCACUGCCUGUGUUGGGGCCGGCCUGGGCCCUCCUAUAUAAAGUUAAUUGUCUGUGUCCCCAGGUUUGUCCUGACUCAGUGGUCUGGGAGAGGGAGGAGGCCAUUGCUGCCUUGGCGUUUCCUCCAUCCUGCCCCCAGGCCUGUGCAGCAAGAAUGGGGCAGAGCC